Molecule: messenger RNA, 1616 nt
Organism: Cottoperca gobio
Lineage: Eukaryota; Metazoa; Chordata; Actinopteri; Perciformes; Bovichtidae
Exons: 3
Coding region: 59-760 (233 amino acids)
Molecular function (GO): nucleic acid binding; RNA-DNA hybrid ribonuclease activity
Source: RefSeq, a predicted model, not a curated record
GUGUGCGUUUCAGAGAAAUUUGUAUAUCCUCCUUGCGUAACAGAACGAACUGACCAGAAUGGACUCAGCCGACUCCAAAGGACUUCGGGACGCCCUAUCACUCCGGGGCGUGAUGAUCCAACAACCUCAGUAUCCCCUUAAACGUGAAGCUGUUGAAGACGGAGAUCCUCACAAUCUCUCACACGAUUGUUUGGCGGAAUUAGAACUCACCUGCACACCACGACCUGACCUCAGUGAUGUGCCCCUAUUCGAUCCAGAUCUGGAGCUCUACGUAGAUGGCUCUGCCUCUCGUGACUCUACUGGCAAAAAUAGGGUUGGUUUCGCUGUCGUCACUGCAGUUGAUGUGUUGUGUUCUGGUUCUCUUCCCCCUAACUAUUCUGCCCAAGGUGCAGAACUCGUUGCCCUGACUGAAGCGUGCCGCUCCGCCGCAGGUCAGGCUGUGAACAUUUACACCGACUCUCUUUACGCUUUCGGUGUUGUCCAUGAUUUUGGUGCGUUAUGGAAACAUAGAAAGUUUCUCAAAUCUGAUGGUAAGCCCAUUCUGAAUUCCAAAUUGGUUGCUGUGCUACUAGAGAACAUUUUAUUGCACUCCCGAAUUGCUGUAUGCAAAUGUACUGCUCACACCCAGGGCAUUGACCCCAUUUCGCAAGGUAAUGCAUGUGCCGACGCCGCUGCUAAAUUGGCUGCUAUGAGAUCAGAUGUAUAUGGUUCACUCAGACAGCUCCCACCCAACUGCCCGCGCACGUUUUCGCGUCUCUAAACGACAUGCAAAAGCAUGUCAUGGACCGUGAAAAAGCUGUGUGGCGCUCCUGUGGUGCCUCUUUCACUCAAGACACAGGUGUGUGGAUGAGUCCCGAGGGUCUACCACGUCUCCCUAAACAUUUCUUUUCCCAUUAUGCUAAGUUGACACAUGGGUUAGACCAUGUGUCAAAAGGGGAUGUUUGAUGCUGUUAAAACUUUUUGGUUCGCCAAAGGUUUCACCAUGGCUGCAGAGAAGCACUGCCACGCAUGCGUUAUCUGUCUGACUCAAAACCUGCCUGUACGACCAAUGGCAUUGAGAGAAACAGAACAGUUCUGUGCAUUUUUAUUAUUAACCGAUCCUGUGAAAGGAGGCAACUCCUGGUGGUUCGCAAAAGAGUCACUACCUGCACUAUGUGUGUUUAUGUCCAAUGCCACCCUUCGAGCCACAAAUGCAUCUCAGCUAAAACCAAGUACGUUUGAAAUGUAUGCACCAGUAGCAAGCGUUCACCCUAGCUUCCUACAGAAUUUGACUCAUGUCCUAUGCAUAAUCCGUAGGAAGAGCCAUGUAGGCAUGUUUUUAGGGACUACAAAGAAUUGUCAACGGAUCCUAAACGGUACCUGUGGUCCCGGAAAAUUCAACAAAACAGUAUGUGUACUAGCUAAUAUCCCAAAUCGCAUAAACUCCUCUAUGGCGUUUCCCUCUGUCACACACACCUCAACACUCCUAGCCUGGCCUUCUGAUGCCGGAGCAGGAGCCCCAUAAAAUUACGUCUGGCUAUGCGGACAUAAAUUGUACCAGACUUUGGCACUAGUAUGGACUGGCACAUGCACUCUAGUAGAUCUGAUACCAGCGGUCACCAUUUUAGAUUCUUUAU